Hydra vulgaris (swiftwater hydra) is the source of this 1092-nucleotide messenger RNA. NCBI's taxonomy places the organism in Eukaryota, Metazoa, Cnidaria, Hydrozoa, Anthoathecata, Hydridae. The record is from RefSeq and is a predicted model, not a curated record.
UCAUUAAGUAAAAAUGAGUGUAUUUUGGUUUUAAUUUAAGUACAAUAAAAAUGAUGGUCAAAAGUGGAAUAUAAAGUCAAUGUAUAAAGAGGGUGUUUUGAUGAAGAGUGCUUACAAAAGAUUUUUGAUUUUUUUAUUCUUUGUGGUCAUCUGGUAACUGAAAUAUUUGUAAAAUAUGGAUGAAGCUAACACGAGCCAAUCCAUCUCUUCUGAUGAUCAAGAGUUUGAAGUUACCGCUGAAAUGAUGAUAGAUGAGGAUGACUAUGAGGAUACAAUCGAUGAAGAAGAAGAGUUAGAUGAAGGCGAUGAGGAUGAAUUAGCGGAUCUUCAGAAAGAAGGUGAAAUGCCAAUUGAAGACCUCAUAAGAAUAUAUUACAAAACAGACAAUCCACAGGCUGGUGUUGUUCCUGAAAAUGAAACAAAUUAUAUUAAAGAUUGUGAGACAAGUGACAUUUCUCAAAUAAAUGAUGACUUUGAUCCUUUUGGAAACCAAAGAAUAACAAGAGGAUUAGCUGCUGUGAACUCACAAUAUAUUGAUGAGGAGUUUUCUUCAGAUGAAGAAUAUCAGCCUACAGCAGAAGACUGGAAGAAGGAAAUACAAAUUGGACCAGAUCAUCAAGCUGUAGUUAAACCUUUUUUAUGUCCUUAUAAAGAAGGAGAGGAUACUGCAGAAAAAGAUGAUAAGUUGCUUUGGAAACCUGAUAUAAUUAGUCCACAAAAGCUUCAAAAUUAUUUGACUGUUGUUUAUAAGUUGAUGGAGCAUGGUUACCAAGCCCCAGAUCAUGAUGAUGAACAGGCACUUUUUACACUGCUUCAAACAGGAGAUGUAACUCUUGCAAUAAACAAACGACAAGAACAAGAAAGUCACCCUACAGAUAUUGCUUUAUGGUCAGAAGAAGAAUGUCAAAACUUUGAACAAGGAUUGCGUGUAUUUGGGAAAGAUUUUCGUCUAAUCCAGCAAAAUAAAGUACAGUCUAGAACAGUUGGUGAAAUUGUUCAGUUUUAUUAUCUUUGGAAAAAAACAGAACGUCAUGAUGCUUUUGUCACUCAGACCAAACUUGGACGUAAAAAAUAUGCUAUACCAGGCAUUGC